AUGUCGAACCAAAGCUCUGUGUCCGAGGUCAUCCUCCUGAGAUUCUCUGAUGUUUGGGAGCUGGAGAUAUUGUACUUUGUUAUGUUCCUAUUGAUUUACCUCACGGCCCUGAUGGGGAACCUUCUCAUCCUCAUGGCUUUAAUUCUUGACCACCAUCUCCACAACCCCAUGCACUGCUUCCUGAUGAACCUGUCCAUCCUGGAUAUUGAAACCAUUUCUGUCAUCAUCCCCAAACCCAUGGCCAACUCCAUGCUGAACAUCAGAACUAUCUCCUAUGUUAUCUCCUACGCUCAAGUUUUUUUCUUUCUCUUCUUGUCAGGAGCAGAUUUUUCCCUUCUCACUGUCAUAGCAUAUGACCGCUACAUUGCCAUCUGCAAGCCCUUGCACUAUGAGAUGGUCAUGAACAGAAGAACAUGUGUCCGAAUGGCAUCCAGUGCCUGGGUAGCAGGGAUGCUCAACUCUAUCAUGCACACUUGGAACAUAUUUGCAUACACCUGCUUUGGAGGCAAUGUGGUGGAUUUCUUCUUCUGUGUAAUCCCCCAACUCCUCAAGCUCUUCUGCUCAGAAACACACCUCAAGGAAAUCUUUUUGAUGCUUUUCAGUUCCUGCCUAGCUUUGUUCAAUUUUGCCCUCAUUAUUGCAUCCUAUAUUCACAUCUUCAGUGCAGUUCUGAGAAUCCCCUCAGAGCAGGGAUGA
This is a messenger RNA of Alligator mississippiensis (American alligator), 696 nucleotides long. RefSeq names its product olfactory receptor 14A16. Gene Ontology annotation, cellular component: membrane. The transcript has a single exon. Gene Ontology annotation, biological process: G protein-coupled receptor signaling pathway. The record is from RefSeq and is a predicted model, not a curated record. Lineage: Eukaryota; Metazoa; Chordata; Crocodylia; Alligatoridae. Bases 1 to 696 code for a protein of 231 amino acids. Gene Ontology annotation, molecular function: olfactory receptor activity; G protein-coupled receptor activity.